AAAUUAUUGCCAAAAGGGAAGGUGGUUCACAACUUGGAAAGGAGUGAGUAGUUGGCAAGUCCUUUUUUAAAAAAAGAUGAGAAGGAUCAAAGUUGGCGACAGACAGCCUACCCACAUGCCUUUCUUACCAUCCAAGGCUUUCCUUGCUAUGUGCUCCAACCUUAUACUAAGAUCCCAUCACCAUUUUCAUCAGCAGAGCUCUCAUCAGACAUCUCCAGGAAGAUUCGAGGAGAUGGCUAGCGAAGCGCCGAGCUGGGCUGAUCAAUGGGGAGCCGGCGGUUUUGGGGCUAUGGAGGAUGAUGGCGCCAAGAAGGACGAAGGGAGCAAUCAGAAGAAGGGGGAGUCCAAGGCCGCGUUUACCAAGGCAAAAGCAGCGGCCGCGGCCGGAGCACAGAAGAUCAAGAAUGGGACAUCGAGUAGCAUCAAAUGGAUCAAGAAUCAGUGUCAGAAAAAAGGCUCCUCCAAAUGAAGAACAAGGCGGUUGUAUCCACAUUAAUGAAGACUGCAAAAACCAUUUGUCUCUCAGUAUAUAGUUGCAGCAUCGGCAUUGUACCCUCUUUUAUGCAGCAUAGAAGCUUCAAAUU
Molecule: messenger RNA, 584 nt
Organism: Rhodamnia argentea
Lineage: Eukaryota; Viridiplantae; Streptophyta; Magnoliopsida; Myrtales; Myrtaceae
Exons: 2
Coding region: 77-469 (130 amino acids)
Source: RefSeq, a predicted model, not a curated record